Molecule: messenger RNA, 3195 nt
Organism: Trichomycterus rosablanca
Lineage: Eukaryota; Metazoa; Chordata; Actinopteri; Siluriformes; Trichomycteridae
Gene: prkd3
Product: protein kinase D3
Exons: 18
Coding region: 113-2812 (899 amino acids)
Biological process (GO): protein phosphorylation
Molecular function (GO): protein serine/threonine kinase activity; ATP binding
Source: RefSeq, a predicted model, not a curated record
AGAUCAGAUGUCCAUAUAAAGUGCCUAUAAACUAACAAGCUUGGUGGUCUUGAGCCACAGAUAUCAAGCUUGUCCCUUUGGUUUUACUCAGCACUCAAAAGGAGGAAAGCCAAUGUCUGCCUGCAGCAGCACUCCUCCAGCUUUGCCUAAAGCCUACCUUACUUCCCAGCCUCCAUCUACACCCCCAACACCAUCCCCAAGCCCCCCUGUGGCCCUCUACAGUCGUCUUUCCAAUGGCAGUCACAGUGCUUCUAGCCCCACGCUCUCCAGAACGUCAUUCCAUGGGAUCUCCUUUCUUCUUCAGAUUGGGCUCACCAGGGAGACGGUUAGUCUGGAGCCACAGGACCUGUCAAUUAACACUGUGAAAGACCUGGUCUGGUCCAUCGUCGACCAAAAGUUUCCAGAAUGCGGAUUCUUUGGAAUGUAUGACAAGAUCUUGCUUUUUCGGCAUGAUCUGAACUCUGAAAACAUCCUGCAACGACUCACGUCAGCGGAAGAUAUUCAUGAAGGAGACCUAAUAGAAGUGGUCCUAUCAGCUCAAGCUUCAGUUGAAGACUUCCAGAUCCGGCCCCAUGCCCUCUAUGUGCACUCAUACAAGGCACCUGCCUUCUGCGACUACUGUGGGGAGAUGCUCUGGGGUCUCGUCCGGCAGGGCCUCAAAUGUGAAGGUUGUGGGUUGAACUAUCACAAGCGAUGCGCCUUCAAGAUCCCAAACAACUGUAGUGGCGUGAGGAAGAGGCGCCUGUCCAAUGUGUCUUUGCCAGGUUCCUCGCUGUCCUUUCCUCGACCCCUUCCAGCAGAGCAUGCCGUGGUGACCCUAGAGGAGAAUAUCCAGCAGCAGCGCCCCAAUCACGAAGCAGGGAAACACAUCCCGUCCUGGAGCGGCCGGCCUAUCUGGAUAGAAAAGAUGGUACUGGGGAGGGUCAAAGUGCCACACACUUUUGUCAUCCACACCUACACGCGCCCCACAAUCUGCCAGUACUGCAAACGCCUGCUCAAAGGUCUGUUCCGGCAGGGCAUGCAGUGCAAAGACUGCAAAUUCAACUGCCACAAGCGAUGUGCAUCUAAGGUACCAAAAGACUGUCUUGGGGAAGUUGUCUUUAAUGGAGAACCAGCCAGUUCAGUUCCAGACUCAGACUCUCAAAUGGAAGUGGACCCUAGUGAUGUGAACAGUGACACCAGCAGAAGCCAGGAUGACUCUGAGGAACCGUUGACUCCUGAUGACAAGACCUUCCGUGACUAUCCCUUUUCAGACCAGGAGAAAGACGAGGAGCCAGUGCAGACUCCUCAGAUCAGCCCACCAACUAGCACUAAUAUUCCUCUGAUGCGAGUAGUCCAGUCUAUAAAAUACACCAAGAGAAGAAGCUCCACUGUGGUCAAAGAGGGCUGGAUGGUGCACUACACCAGUCGAGACAACCUUAGAAAAAGACACUAUUGGAGGCUGGACAGUAAAAGCCUGACAUUGUUUCAGAAUGACACCGGAGCAAAGUUUUACAAGGAGAUUCCUCUAUCAGAGAUCCUGCAGGUGGAAGCAGCCCGGAAUUUCAGUAGCCUAGCCCUUGGGGGCAAUCCACACUGCUUUGAAAUAAUCACCGCUACUAUGGUCUAUUAUGUUGGGGAGAACACAAUUGGAGCCCACAUUCCUAUGUAUAACCCCACACUAGCUGCCUCAGGUGUGGGGAUAGAGGUGGCACAGGGAUGGGAGAUGGCUAUUCGACAAGCCCUUAUGCCCGUUCCUGUUACACCUCAGCCGAGUGUGGGUGCUGCUGCUGGUCAGGGCAAGGACCACAAGGAACUGUCCAUGAGCAUUUCUGUAUCCAACAGUCAAAUCCAGGAGAACGUGGAUAUCAGCUCUAUCUACCAAAUCUUUGCUGAUGAAGUGUUGGGAUCAGGCCAGUUUGGAAUCGUGUAUGGAGGGAAGCACAGAAAGACAGGCAGAGAUGUGGCAAUAAAGGUGAUCGACAAAAUGAGGUUUCCUACCAAACAGGAGAGCCAGCUGAGAAACGAAGUGGCUAUCCUACAGAACUUGCAUCAUCCUGGUAUUGUAAACCUGGAGUGCAUGUUUGAGACGCCAGAGCGGGUGUUUGUUGUCAUGGAGAAGCUACACGGGGACAUGCUGGAGAUGAUCCUGUCCAGUGAGAAGAGCCGGCUUCCUGAGCGCAUCACCAAGUUUCUUGUCACACAGAUUCUGGUGGCUUUAAGGCAUCUCCAUUUCAAGAACAUUGUUCACUGUGAUCUAAAGCCAGAGAAUGUACUGCUUGCCUCUGCAGAGCCCUUUCCCCAGGUAAAACUGUGUGACUUUGGUUUUGCUCGCAUCAUUGGUGAGAAAUCCUUCCGUCGCUCGGUGGUGGGGACGCCAGCAUACCUGGCUCCUGAAGUGCUGCGCAGUAAAGGAUAUAACCGCUCCCUGGACAUGUGGUCUGUAGGAGUGAUUAUCUACGUCAGCCUUAGCGGUACCUUCCCCUUUAAUGAGGAUGAGGACAUCAACGACCAGAUCCAGAACGCUGCCUUUAUGUACCCACCAAUGCCAUGGAAGGAGAUAUCCACAGAAGCUACAGAUCUCAUCAACAAUCUCCUUCAAGUGAAGAUGAGGAAGAGGUACAGCGUGGACAAGUCAUUAAGUCAUCCAUGGUUCCAGGACUACCAGACGUGGCUGGACAUGCGGGAGUUCGAGACGCGGCGGGGCGAGCGCUACAUUACCCAUGAGAGCGAUGAUGCGCGGUGGGAGGAGUUUGCUGAUGGGCACAGCCUUGUCUACCCAAAGCACUUCAUCAUGUCACCAAACCUUGAUGACAUGGAUGAAGACCCCUAAUCAGGUUGUGAACUAAAUGCCUGAAUAAGGACAGACUCUCAGAAAAAGGCUCAGGUUUAUGGAUCUGAAGCUAUGGUGAAUUCGACAUUCUGCUAAUGCAGCAUGUAAGAGGAGACGUGAAAAGGGAGAGUGUCAUGGAGGCACAAAGCAUGUUACGCCCUGCUUUUCCUGACCUUACAGAUAAGACAGUUUGUGCUAAUGAAGGUUUUUCAGGUUAAUUUAAAUUAACAGUAUUCUGUGGUUCUACAUUCUGCUCCGUCAUUUAUCACCAAACAUUUACAACUAAAGCAAAAAAAUUACCGACAUUUGUAAAGGAUAAGGACGUUGUGGCAGUUUUGCAACUGGAUAAUGGGAACAUUGGAUAUGUCCUCUUUUAAUAUUUG